This is a messenger RNA of Sphenostylis stenocarpa, 873 nucleotides long. The record is from the annotation of a GenBank genome assembly. NCBI's taxonomy places the organism in Eukaryota, Viridiplantae, Streptophyta, Magnoliopsida, Fabales, Fabaceae.
AUGGUCGAGUUACAAGCAGAUGAUGGUCUACUCUUUGCUAGUGUGCCUGAGAAUGUAACACGAGAUGUUGCUGGAAACAAAAAUCUAGCUUCCAAUUUUCUACAAGUGAGGCACUACUCUAUGCCUCUCAUUUCCUCUGUGGUUUCUGCAUUUACAACUGCUUCUUUUGUGCUGACAUCAAUUACUGCGGGUUUUCUUACUAUCUCAACUGCUAGCCUUCAAUCUGUUGGUACAUUUACGAGAUCAUCAUCUUUCUUGGUCUUCGAUCCAGCAAGGAAUCUUCUUAGAAUUUUGAGCCAUAUUCAGGUGUUCGCACUAUGUAGAUGGUUAGUAGUUAGGUUGCCAGUCGAAUUUUAUGAAUUUGCCAGACAUUUACAAUGGACCAUACCCUAUUUUUCUGUUCCAUGGGAAACUGAACCCAUGAACCUAUUCAUGAUAAGCUCUAAUCCCUUUGGAACUUCUAACUUCAUCACAAAUGCCCCAGCAAAUAUCGCAAACAAGUUGUUUGUCAAGAGUUCGAAUUUGGCUGCUUCAGUAUAUGGAUCACCACUUACUUCUUCAGAGUACCAGCAAUAUUUUGAGAAUGCAUACUUGCAGAGUGAAAAUAUGAAGCCAGAAGCUGAAUAUAUUUUGGAUUCACAACAUUCCACCGGAUGGACAGAAUUUUAUAGAAGCAUGUUUUGGUUAGCUGUGAUCUGUGGUGGUUUACUGGUUCUGCAUAUUUUUCUCCUCAUUGUCCUGAAAUUUGGGAAGAGAAAUUCUGAGAAGCAUAAAAUACAUGGAGCACUCACAUUCCCAAGAUUUGAGAUAUUUCUUAUAUUUCUUGCACUACCUAAUCUUUGCAAGUCCUCUGCUGUCCUAAUUCAAGGUUAG